Molecule: messenger RNA, 5584 nt
Organism: Diorhabda carinulata
Lineage: Eukaryota; Metazoa; Arthropoda; Insecta; Coleoptera; Chrysomelidae
Gene: CSN6
Product: COP9 signalosome complex subunit 6
Exons: 5
Coding region: 111-1112 (333 amino acids)
Biological process (GO): protein deneddylation
Cellular component (GO): COP9 signalosome
Molecular function (GO): metallopeptidase activity; protein binding
Source: RefSeq, a predicted model, not a curated record
GACAGAUUCAUAUCUUAAUUCAAACAUUUGACAUUCGAACUUAUAUUUUUGAUCCGAAAUUGUUUAUAUUUCAAAACGAUUAAAACAGCCUCAAUAGAUAGAUAUUAAAAAUGAGUGGAGGAAAAGAAGCUAUGGAAGUAGAAGUGGAAACUGUACCAACUGCAGAGAGCUCUAAAUCAUCUAUGGACACCUCUACCGAUGUAACCAAAAAUGUGAUGGCAUCAGGAGCCGUAGGAUCCAUAACUUGUUCACUGCAUCCCCUUGUAAUUAUGAAUGUUUCUGAACAUUGGACCAGAGAACGAGCACAGGAAGGCUCUGUACAACAAGUAAUCGGAGCGUUGAUUGGUAAACAGAAAGGUAGAAAUAUUGAAAUAAUGAAUUCUUUUGAACUGGUAUUCAGAGUUAUAGCAGGUGAUAUUGUUGUGGAUAAAGAUUAUUAUAACAUGAAAGAGGAACAAUUUAAACAAGUGUUCAGUGAUUUAGAUUUUAUUGGUUGGUAUACGACAGGUGAUGCUCCAAAUACUAUGGAUAUUAAAAUACAUAAACAAAUAUGUGAAAUUAACGAAUCACCUAUCAUGAUGAAGCUUAAUCCUUAUGAUAAAAAUAUAGAACAUCUCCCAGUAAAUCUUUAUGAAUCUGUGAUAGAUUUAAUAAAUGGUGAAGCUACAAUGUUGUUUGUUUCUUUGACAUAUACUCUAGCUACUGAAGAAGCAGAACGUAUUGGUGUUGAUCAUGUAGCUAGAAUGUCUGCCACUGACUCUGGUGAAAGUUCUUUAGUAGCUGAACAUCUCACUGCACAGCAUAGUGCCAUUAAAAUGUUACAUUCGAGAGUUCGUUUGGUUUUAGAGUAUAUGAAAGCUGUACAAAAUGGACAGUUGCCAAGAAAUCAUGAAAUACUUAGAGAAGCUUAUUCUUUAUGUAACAGGUUACCUGUUAUCGAUGGAGCUAGAUUUAGACAAGAUUUCUAUAAUCAAUGCAAUGAUGUUGGAUUAAUGACGUACUUAGGAACACUUACGAAAGGCUGCAAUGAUUUGAAUCAGUUUGUGAAUAAAUUCAAUAUCCUUUAUGACAGGCAAGGAGUAGGACGUAGAAUGAGAGGUAUUUUCUUUUAAUAAUCAUAGUAAUAAUAAAAAAAAACAUUCAGAGUUGUAUUAUUUAUUAAAAUUUUGUAAUAAACAAUCCUAUAAGUACAUUCGUCUUUCUUAAAUGUGAGUCAUAAGUAACUGAACAAAUAGCAAGUGAAAUAACGAUUUAAAAUUGGAGCAAAUGAACAGUUUCCAUUAUAAAAAGUUUACUUUCAUUAUUUAUUCACUUUUAAACCAGAUGUAAAUAUUCAAAAAAAGUUUGUAUAAAAGUAGGAAGACCGUGCGCUUUCUGUAUAGGCACUGGUUUUUACAAAACACAACCUCUAAAACAUUAUCGUUUAUAUUAAUAACAAGUAUCCAAUUAGAAAAACUAUUUGUGUUACCACAGUUGGUGAGUGUGUUUUUUCUUACAGAAAAUCCUUUUUGUUACCUAUUUUUAACUAUUCUCAACAUAUUUGACUCUAAAUCCCUUUUAUUUUAUCUAUUUAUAUAUUCAAUUCUUGGGGCUGUAUAAAAAUUAAUAGCAAAAAAAUAUUCUUUUACUCUCAAGAAAGUGAUAUUGUAUAGGUUUCUUUUUGUUCUAAUUAUUACCCAUACCGAUAAGUUCUUCAAACAAAGUCCCGCUCAAUUCCUUUCCUUGUAUAACCCUGUUGGAAUAUCUCAAUGUAGCCUCAGCUAAAUCCCUAACCGACCAUUUUCUGUCUAUGAGUAUCCUACAAACCGUAUCCAACUUGGCUAACUGUUGAUGUCCAUAUGUACGGUAAAUAAGUGCUGGUACACCUGCAACGCUCGCUGCCAUCCAUUGGAUGACUACUUUUAGUUGAACGUCUCCUUUAUGGGAUGAUCCGCAACCCCAAUUGCCCGUAGAAACGGCUUUGAGACCGUUCUUAGGUUUGUCAGAAAGUUGAGAGAGCUGAAAUCGAAAUGAUUAUGAAAACAAUAUUUUUAAAAACUAUUUAUGUUAUAUACAAAAUGUAAUAUUUGAGAAAAGUUAAUUUUGAAAAUUCUUACUAAUUAGGAUGCAAUUUAAAGUUGUGUAACUAAAUUACUAAUACAUAAGCUACCAGAACCCAAUUUAUCAGUAUAUUUAAGGAUUUAGAAAUUUUUUUUUCUUCUUUUGUAACCCAUUAGUGACAUGACAAAUUUCAUGAAAAUUCAGAAUAUCCUAUGCAUAAAAACUUUUCAGCUUUUGGACAAACUUCUAAUGUUUAGGUGAAUGUAAUAACAGUUGGUUUAGUUGAUAAUAUUAUGUGACACAUAGUGAAAGGGAGUAACCCUCUUUUUUGCCCGUUACCUACUUGACUUCAUUGUGGAAAACGGAGAUUUAUUUUCUUUUUAUUAUGUGUUAAUCAUUUCUUUUACUGGUCAAAAAAUAAUGUUCAAGUUUUGAUGCAACCAACGAUGCUGCUUUUUUAUAAAAUUUUAACUCCAGCCGAAAUGUUUUUUUUUUGGUAUCAUCAACCAUAAAAUAUAAAUUUUUGACGUUUAGAGAAAAAAUUGAAGAAAUAUAUUCGACUAUAGAUUAAUAAAUUUGUAAUAACUUUUUUAAUUGAUAAAAAUAAUUUGAUGUCAUUAUCCUAAUUUAAAUCCUGAAUUGCUUAGUAAAAAUCACUCCUUAAGUGAUCAGCAUCAACUUUAGUUGCUUGGGAGUAGCUCCAUUGUGGAUUAUUUAUUUAUUUAAGGCUAUUUUGGAGAGAAAGGUUUGUUGGGGUUGGCCCAGAUAUAGGAGUCGCUCCUCUGCAAGACUGGGGUUGUGCUGUCCUGACUGAAAAGGAGGAAAAACCGACUAAUGUCCAAAAGAAGACGAAAAGAGAGCUCUAGUUUAAGUAAAAACGAUUCUUUUUAGUUUGGGGAUAUAUUUUGGUUUCUAUUUUGUUUCUCUAUUUGUUUUUUUUUUGUUGUGCGGGUACAGCUGAUGAACUGGUUUACGAAGUGUGAGUGUUUCAUCUUAUGGAUAUGGGAGAGUUGUCUAGGAAGUUGAGGUAGAAGUCUUCAUAUGCUGUUAUUAGUAGCCAAAAGGGCGGGAGUUUCCUCUUGGGCGAGGGGUCGUAUAUUAGCGAGCCAGGGUGAAGAAGGGUUUCUUUGACAGUGGAGUUAUUCGAUUGUACCAAUCACAUGGGAUGUUUAGAGGUCCUUUAGACGGAUUGAGUUGGGGGUUGUUUAUAUUGACAUAAACGUUGUUGCGGGGGUUGAAUCUAUACUUAUAUUGGCAGUACCUGGGAAUACUAUUUUGGAACAAAAUGACUAAAGAAUAUUUAAAAAAAAAUGGGCUUUAAUAAGUUAGGGGAAUGUUUUCUAGAGAAAAAUUUGAGAAAAAUGGAAUUUAGUGGCUUAUAUAUUACUAAAAAUUAUUGGAUAAAUUAUUAAUGAUAAUUAAAUAUGAAUUUCUGUGUUAUUUUCAAGAAAAAAUCAAUAAACUUAAUGAAUUAUUCAUUUUUCACAAAUUAAUGUUGAAAUAGACAAAGUCUGGCAAAAGGCUUGUUUCACUGAGGACCCUGUAUAUAUUUUCGAAGUAUAUUAUUUUUCAAUAGUUCCUUAUGGUAUUAAAUAAAAGUAUCCCGAAGAAAUUUUAAAAGUUUGUACGAAAUGAAAAUAUGCAAGAUCCCUUUUUAUUCAAGAUCCAUUGCACAGACUUUAGGGUUUAUUAAAACUUGUAACAAAAAAAAUGGCUGUAUACUGGAUAAAUCUUUAUUUACUAGUGGAAUAGGUAACCAAAUUCAAUAAAAUAUUAUACGGGUUGGUUCAUUAAAUUGGAAUCUGUGAAUGCAAUAAUAAUUUAUAUUAUAAAAAAUGUUUCAUAUUUUUUAAUAUACCUCGUAUAGAUUGAAAAAUUUUAUUGUAUUAUGGCUGAAAUAUAAGUUUUCCUACGACCACUUAUGAAAAUGAUAGAUUGCACACUCAUUUUUACCUAAGAAAGUAACUUAUUUCACACAUGUACUAAAACAUAACAAAACAUACAUGUAUUGAAAUGCUUCUUUUUCUAAUGUUAUAUAUGGUCUCGAACGAUAGAGGGAAUACGCGAAUACAAUAUGAAUUUUUCUGGAUGCCGAAGGCAAAAGGCCAAAUUUAAGAAAACUGAAGAAGUAGGCAAUAUGAUUUUUUGAGGUUAUAUUAGAGUUUGCAAUAAAAAUUGAAAGUUUGUUGUGAUUUCUGUUCAAAUACAUAUUAAUGUCUGCAAGAUAAUUUAAAUGUUAAAAAUAAGUGUUACUAUUACUACGUAAUGUAUAAAGUAGUUGAUGAAAAUUUAUUUUCCAUAGUGAAAGAAAACAUUCCUCAUGACUGUCUUGAUUUUACUAACAGGUACUUUAAGUUAAAAGUUUAAAAAUUAUUUGUUCUAUUGGUUUUUUUUCUGUUCUUUAGUUAUAAAAUAUUUUGUAGAAUUUUUUAACUUUUGAGCAUACAUGUUCAUAUACUUUUUUGAAAAGUAUUCCAACACAUGUGUGAUAUUGUUUAAUUGACUUUCUUAUUUAAAAAAUAGGUUAUUUAAGAAUUUGUUACAUGGUCGUAGGAAAAAUAGUGUACACAACUCGUUGGAAAGUGUAUUUCGCCCUCGUUACAUUUCAUCAACUAGUGCGAAAGCUAUCAGUUUCCAAACUCGUUAUGUAAUAUAUAUUAUUUGCAACAUGUUGGAAAGUUUCACAAAAAAUACUUUUUUGUAAUACUAUUAGAAAUGGUACAAAAUAUGUUAAUACCAUCAUCAAAUAAACAAACCUAUACCAGUGGUAGAUUAUAAUUUAUUUGGUUAUUAUUACUUUUUAUAGUAAUUUUUUAUUUGUAUAUGUAUAAAUAAUUAUUUUGUUAGUAAGCAAUUUUACCUCAUUUUGUGGCAAAUUAACAUUAACGGAAAUAUCUUCUAAAGUCUGUACAAUUGCUUCAGUAACACAAGUAAUAAACCAAGUUUUAGUUUUUGUUAAACUACAAGCUGAAUCUUCAUUCUCAAAAUUUGUUAUUGCUACAUUCUCAUUUUCGUAAUCUGGAUAUAAAUCAGCACUCUGUUAAAAAAAAAUACACAAAUAUACCAUUUAUACCAAAGUUUCAUAUUCGAAUGGCUUAUAACUUUUAAAAUUGUUUCCAAGGCAUGUUGACUUUGUACAAAAAUCUAAUUAUUCCUCAUAAAUUAAAUAAAAUCAUUUUCCAUUAUGAUCCAUUGUUCGGAACAUCAUGAACAAACGACAAGCUUACCUAUCAAUUAUAAUUGAAUAAAAAAUUCUUGAUAAUUUGUUGUAACAAUAAUUUUACAAUUUAAUCCCAAAAUAAACUGUAUUAAUUAAAGGAAAUAGUUGUUAUUCACUGAAGAUUGAUUAUAUAAGCAGCAGAACUAAAAAUGUUAGAAAGGCUUUACCACUAAAGAUUUAACUUAUCAUUUACAUAUAUUGAAUAAAUAAAAAAUCAGGGGUUAUGUACAAAGUUCUGUUAUUAUAUUUAGUUUCUCCUUUUGGGCUAUUUGAAACAUCAUGAAGAUGAUACUACUGUAAAUUUUUUUAACAUUUAUGAAAGCC